GGUCGGAAGUUCAGAGUGGGAUCUGCCUGGAGGAAAACUUGUUAGACACGGACUCUAAGAUCAUGUACAGGACGUGUUUUUGGCUGUUAACCCUUGUGGCUGUGGCUAGUGCCGCCACCUUUGGCCGGGAUUACCUGCCACGCCCAACGGCCAGGGCCUAUGUCUACCCCACACCUCCGCCCAGCACAAUGGCCCAGCUACGCCGGAUAAUCCAAGGUCACCUGGAGCGAUUCCAGCAGGCGGAAGAGGCCCACUUCUCCCGUCGCGCGAAUGUUCAGCUGGGAAAAUCGGAUUUGGCGGUGGAGAGGAAACCGCAGGCAAUGCAAUUGUGGGUGGUUCGCACGCCCACCGUUUCCGGCGCGGCCUCGGAAAACGUACUGGAUUACGCCCUGGCACCCAACACGCCCACGCCGAAGGACUACGCGCAUAAGUUCCUGCCCGAGGGCAAGGAUGUGGUACCCGGAAGCUCUUACAUACCACUGCGGUUGCUGGUGAUAAAGCGCUGAAAUCUGAAGUCUCGGGCAGCUCGGCGGCUUGGCGGCUUGGCUUUUGUUGUUCGAAAACAAGUUCCGGCGGAAUGCCGAUAGCAGAUAGCAGAUACCCGAUACCCAAUGUCCAACCAGUAGUUGGCUAAUUGGCUUUAAGCUUACUGGUUCUUACCGCUAGUUUAGCAAUACUUUAGUUGAUUAUGUUAAGGCCCACGUUGGCAGCCCAGUUCGCUAAUCUAAAUUAAGUCACCACAUCCCGGAGGUCCGUCUCCAAGACUUACGACCUUACCGCAUCCAAUAAAAUCGAAAUUAGACUCAGCCGUGUGCCGUCGUAAU
Drosophila eugracilis is the source of this 824-nucleotide messenger RNA. RefSeq lists its product as uncharacterized. The transcript is spliced from 2 exons. NCBI's taxonomy places the organism in Eukaryota, Metazoa, Arthropoda, Insecta, Diptera, Drosophilidae. The coding region runs from base 63 to 506 and encodes 147 amino acids. The record is from RefSeq and is a predicted model, not a curated record.